AUGGGGCCCACCUUUGCAAGGCCUUCGCCUCGUCCUCGCCGACCACCUCCGCCUCACCAACUCGUUCUUGCCCCCGCUCGACUCCGCCGAGUCGUGCUGGGAAAUCUACGAGACGUCGUGGAUCGCCCGCGGGUGCAUGAACAUCACCACGAGGGACCGUUGGUCGGGAAUGUCUCCGAUUGCACGGCGUACCCCUUCAUCUACGCCGUCACGUUCGCCAAUCAAUUCGGCCCCACCGAUGUAGGUACGACCAAGUGUCUGUUCAAUCUCGAUUUCACCUCGUCCCAUUCCAAUAGCAAGAGGAAGAAGAUUGUCAUUUAUGUCGUCGUUGUCGCGUGCGUUGUGAUUUUGAUUCUAGGGUUUGCUGUGUUCUGGUUCUUACGACGUAGAAAGGAAAGAUUAUUGAAGCAGAAAUGGAAAAGCAUGCGAACUGAUACUAAUAUGAGCUCUGGAUUAGAUUCAAUUAGUGCUAGCACAACAUUGAUUAGGUUCACGUUCGACGAAAUUAAGGCGGCCACAAGAAAUUUCGCUAGGGAUCAUAUAAUUGGGAGAGGAGGGUAUGGAAAUGUGUAUAAGGGCGUGUUGCCUGAUGAUUCAGAAGUUGCAUUGAAGAGGUGGGCCCCACAAUUAGAAUAA
Salvia miltiorrhiza (redroot sage) is the source of this 636-nucleotide messenger RNA. Its product is annotated as probable LRR receptor-like serine/threonine-protein kinase RKF3. Gene Ontology annotation, molecular function: ATP binding. The transcript is spliced from 2 exons. Bases 1 to 636 code for a protein of 211 amino acids. NCBI's taxonomy places the organism in Eukaryota, Viridiplantae, Streptophyta, Magnoliopsida, Lamiales, Lamiaceae. The record is from RefSeq and is a predicted model, not a curated record.